AUGACUGGCUCAGAUGCAGCUUCUGCUGCUCCGCGUACUUCAAUCACCCCGCGAUCGAGGCAUAGACGCCGUGGGAGAGGUACCGCUAAUCACAAUGAUCAACUCAAUGGACCAACGCCGCCGGCGAAUGAUCAGCCUCUAUUAGAAAGUCAGCGAUCUCAAAACGACGGCAUUUUACCCUCCGAACGGCACAAUACCGAUUCCCGACAGCCGCGAAGAGAUCAACAAGGGCGAGGUCCCAGAAUAAGAAGAGGACGGAGCGAUGCGGCCCAACGAGGCGGACGUGGUCAUGAUGAAAUGCGGAGCGAUCAGCUAUCACAGCAUCUGUCUCGAGGACUGAGGGCGCAAGGUUUUGGAGCUCGAUUGACGAGACCGGAGCCAGAGCCAGAGGACCAGGCCCGGGAACCUCUUGCGGAACCUGUCGCCGAAGUCAACCUCCGCGCGAACGCCCCGGAUUUCGUCCCUGGAACCCCUGGAACACCGACACUGGCUAGCAAACCAUCUUCUGUGGAGAAGGGCAAAGGAAGGGCAAAGCCGAAACCUCUACAAAAAACUCCUAAGCUCACAACAAAAUCCAUUGCGGAUGACAUUGCCACUCGAAUCCACGAAGACAUCGCCCAUAACCUGUACGAAUGCCCAAUAUGUACUAGCGAACUUGGUCGUCGUUCUAAAAUAUGGUCCUGUGAACUGUGCUGGACAGUCUUUCACCUCAGUUGCAUCAAGAAGUGGUCCACAAACCAGGGUGCAGCUGCGCAAACCCGACAGCCGCAGAAUGACGAGGCCGCUCUGACACCCAAGGCCUGGCGUUGCCCUGGUUGCAACCUGUCUCACGAAAUAUUUCCAUCAGCUUAUACCUGCUGGUGUGAAAAAGAGGUCGACCCGAAGUCUUUCCCCGGCCUACCUCCGCACUCAUGUGGCCAGACCUGUUCUCGCCCCCGUAUGGGCUGUCCGCAUCCAUGCGAUGCCACUUGCCAUGCCGGUCCCUGUGCGCCUUGUACCGCGAUGGGACCAACUCAGGAUUGCUUCUGUGGCCGUAAGUCCUCUGCCAAAAGAUGCCAAGAUACCGACUACGAACAUGGCUGGAGUUGCGGAGAGAUCUGUGGAGAUCUAUUGCCAUGUGGUGAACAUACAUGUAUCCUUCCUUGCCAUGAAGGCUUAUGUGGUGCUUGCGAAAUUCAUAUUGAUGCUCGCUGCUACUGCGGUAAACUCCAAACUGAAAUGCUUUGCGGCUCCAAGGACGAAGCCAAGGACAGCCGGAGAGUUUGGGAUCACAGUUUUGAAGAGGAGUGGACCGGAUGUUUCAGCUGCAAAGAUAUCUGCAAUCGUCCAUUCGACUGUGGUGAACAUACUUGUCAGAAGGUUUGCCAUGCGCAGGAAUCAUUCCCAGCUCAUUGCCCCAGAUCACCCGAUGUUGUCAGUCGCUGUCCCUGUGGAAAGACUUCAUUGACUAGCAUUCGCGGUUUUACUCCUCGUACCUCCUGCAAAGACCCGAUCCAGAAUUGCUCAGAACCCUGCGGUAAAAUGCUCGAUUGCGGCCACUCCUGCGACAAGAUAUGUCACACCGGCCCAUGCGGUGUAUGUAUGCGCCAUGUCCCCAUUUCUUGUCAAUGUGGACGCAAUACCUCUAUGAGUAUUUGCCACCAAGGAGAUAUUCAGUCUCCGCAGUGCUUUCGGCAGUGUAAAGCAACCUUGCAUUGCGGUCGACACUCAUGUACGGAAAGAUGCUGCACCGGAGAGCAGAAGGCCAUUGAACGGCAAGCGAUGCGGCGCAAACUGAAAUCUCAUCUCCGCCCUGUCGAUGAAGACAUCGAGGCAGAGCAUAUAUGCACCCGGAUUUGUGGUCGAUUGCUGAAAUGCGGAAGACACACAUGCCCGGAACUCUGCCACAAAGGGGCUUGCAACACCUGCCGAGAAGCCGUUUUCGAAGAGAUUCCAUGUAGUUGCGGAAGAUCGAUCCUUUAUCCACCACUUCCAUGCGGCACGCGGCCUCCACCAUGCUCGUUCCCAUGUGAACGACCCAAACCUUGCGGACACCCCCAGACCGCACAUAAUUGCCACACGGAUGAAGAGAUCUGCCCCAAGUGUCCCUUUUUGACUGAGAAAGAAUGUCUCUGUGGUAAGCGGGUGAUGAAAAAUGUGCCUUGCUGGCUUUCAGAUGCACGCUGUGGUCAAGUCUGUGGGAAGCCCCUGAAAUGUGGCUCCCAUUUCUGUAAGAAGGAUUGCCACCGACACGGCGAAUGCGAGGAUGCGGAUAAACCGUGCCAGCAGACAUGUGGAAAGAGCAGGACGCUCUGUAAUCACCCCUGCUCCGAACCAUGCCAUGCUCCUUAUCCUUGUCCGGAAAAGACACCGUGUCCGUCAACAAUUACAGUCACUUGUAGCUGUGGACGGCAGCGCCAAGAACGACGCUGCGGCGCCGCAAAAGCUGUCAUAUCCAAGGGCCAGAUCCAGCAGCCCGAACGUCUGCCUUCUGCAACCCCUCUUACCUGUGAUGAUGAAUGCGCGCGCUUGGAGCGCAACCGCUCACUGGCAUCCGCCCUCGGAAUUGAUAUCAAUCAAUCCACCACUGUCCAGACCUUCACAUCCUCAAAUCUCCCGUACUCCACCGAGACCCUUGACCAGUAUAUCAAACUGGGCUCGACUGUCUCACUAUCCACUCUCCAGGCCUAUGAAUCAAACAUGCACGCCCUGGCCACGGAUACCUCGAACCGCUCAUUCCGUUUUCAACCUGCGAAAUCCACCUUGCGUGCAUUUGCCCAUUCUCUGGCCACUGACUGGGGAUUCGUCACCGAAAGCCACGACCCAGAACCCCACCGCCAUGUUUUUGUCCUCAAACCAUUGUCCUGGAACGCACCCGUCUUUGGUAUAGGCAGUGGUACGUCCGUCGGGAUUGGUGGUAUGAGCGUACACGAGUGCGUGAAGUUGCGUGAACGCGAGCGCACCAAGGAACGCGAGGCGCAGCGCGUCGCUGCUUUGGAGGCCAAGGCAGCUCGAGACGCCGCGAAGGGACAGGCCGGUGCAGAUGGCUGGGCGCAAGUUGCGUCUCGUGGAAAGAGGCCCGGGGUAGAGAGCAGCACUAUUAGCACACGGAGCACCACGCUAGUACAGAGCACUCUCCACAGCCGAUCUAUCUAUGCAGCGCUUUCUGGCGGAGCUAUGCCGGAGGUAUCAGGCCAGGUCUCGAAGAAAGACCGGCUGGUUCUUCGUUCGGGAAUCGGGGCAGGGAAGGCAUUGCGCGCGCAGCCUGCUGCGGAAAUAGUUGAUAGUUGGGAAGAAGCGGAAGAUAAGGAGGAACAAGCGGAACAAGAGCAGGAUCAAGAAAAGGAUCAAGAUCCAAAGAAACCCGGUGACCUUGAAAAUGUAGGCGAAGUUGGUCAAUCCGAGGUGGUUAGUGAGCAUGAUGUUCUCUAG
This is a messenger RNA of Penicillium macrosclerotiorum, 3411 nucleotides long. RefSeq names its product putative NF-X1 finger transcription factor. The record is from RefSeq and is a predicted model, not a curated record. Gene Ontology annotation, cellular component: nucleus. The transcript has a single exon. Gene Ontology annotation, molecular function: zinc ion binding; DNA-binding transcription factor activity, RNA polymerase II-specific; RNA polymerase II transcription regulatory region sequence-specific DNA binding. Bases 1 to 3411 code for a protein of 1136 amino acids. Gene Ontology annotation, biological process: negative regulation of transcription by RNA polymerase II. NCBI's taxonomy places the organism in Eukaryota, Fungi, Ascomycota, Eurotiomycetes, Eurotiales, Aspergillaceae.